Brassica oleracea var. oleracea is the source of this 640-nucleotide messenger RNA. RefSeq lists its product as uncharacterized. The record is from RefSeq and is a predicted model, not a curated record. The transcript has a single exon. Bases 164 to 310 code for a protein of 48 amino acids. NCBI's taxonomy places the organism in Eukaryota, Viridiplantae, Streptophyta, Magnoliopsida, Brassicales, Brassicaceae.
CAACACAUGGGCUACAUGCUAGUGUUCAAAAGACCCGCAUGUGGCACACGUUGCAUAUACUUUUAUAAUUCUCUCCUCGCUCCACCACUGGAUUUUCAAGUGGUUUCACUUCAGCCAAAUCAAUCGUGAAGGACAGAGAGAUAUAGGAAGAAGCCUUAUAGAAAUGGCUAUGCCUUUGGAAGUGGCGGUGCAGCUGACGAAAACGGUGUGGUUUGCUCUAAGCGGCUGGAUUUUCACAUGUUUGUAUAUCGCUGAUGAAAUCACCAGUUCUCUCAGAAACAGAGAUAUAGGCCAUGUCCAUGUCGGAUGAUCGGUUUAAAGAUUCUUCAUUAUUUUCCAUGCGCUCUCUCGUGACUUUAGAGAAUUGUUUGUUUUUCAUGUGUUUUUAUUGCCAUGAUGAGAAUCGUCUCAAAGUUACCUUAAAGUCGAAGUGUUUGUGUUUAUUUAUAGAGGAGAUAUGUGUAAGGUCUGUGUUAUAAUUUAUAAAUAUCAGAUUUCAGAUAUGUGUUUGUGUGCUUGAUGUAAAUGAAAUCUGAUAUUUAUAAAUUAUAAUACUUCUGAAUUUUUGUGUGUUUAUGAUUGUUUGUGAGAAUAAUCUCGAGCUUUUCUUAUAUAUAAUAACGAGACUUCUUGAUGUUUA